Messenger RNA from Pteronotus mesoamericanus, 1080 nucleotides. RefSeq names its product C-C chemokine receptor type 3-like. Gene Ontology annotation, molecular function: C-C chemokine binding; C-C chemokine receptor activity. Gene Ontology annotation, biological process: cell chemotaxis; positive regulation of cytosolic calcium ion concentration; inflammatory response. NCBI's taxonomy places the organism in Eukaryota, Metazoa, Chordata, Mammalia, Chiroptera, Mormoopidae. The coding region runs from base 1 to 1080 and encodes 359 amino acids. The record is from RefSeq and is a predicted model, not a curated record. The transcript has a single exon. Gene Ontology annotation, cellular component: external side of plasma membrane; membrane.
AUGGCAACCCCAACAGCCGCGCCUGAGGCUGAGCAAGAGGCUAUUGAGACCACAUCUUUCGAGUAUAUGGAGGUAGUGCCGUGUGAAAAACACGACGUCAGGAUGCUGAUGGCCCAGCUGCUGCCCACACUGUAUGCCCUGGUGUUUGUGAUCGGGUGUCUGGGCAAUAUGAUGGUGGUGGUGAUCCUCACAAAAUACCGACGCCUCUGCAUUCUGACCAACAUCUACCUGCUCAAUUUGGCAAUUUCUGAUUUGCUCUUUCUAGUCACUCUGCCUUUCUGGAUUCACUAUGCAAUGCAGGGUGAGUGGGUUUUUGGCUAUGGCAUGUGCAAGUUGCUCUCAGGGCUUCAUAGCAUGGGCUUGUAUGGGGAGGCCUUUUUCGUCAUCAUGCUGACCAUAGACCGGUACCUGGCCGUUGUCUACCCCGUGUCUGCCCUUCGAGCCCGGACCGUCUUUUUCGGUAUCAUAAGCAGUGUCUUCACAUGGGUCCUGGUAGGGCUGGCAGCCCUCCCUGAACUUAUCUUCUUUAGGGACCAGGAGGAUAUGGGACAAUUGGUCUGCAGUUCCCUUUACCCAGAGGGUGAUGAAAACACUUGGAAGCAUUUCUACAUUGUGAAAAUGAACAUCCUGAGUCUGGCUCUGCCUCUGCUCAUUAUGGUUGUCUGCUACUCGGGCAUCAUCAGAACACUGGUGAGAUGCCCCAACAAAAUGAAGUGCAAGGCCAUCCGGCUCAUUUUUAUCAUCAUGGCGGUCUUUUUCAUUUUCUGGGCGCCCUACAAUGUGGUUCUUCUUCUCCACACUUUUCAAAUGACUUUCUUCGGGGGCAGCUGUGAGCAGAGCAAACAGCUGGACCUGGCCAUCAUGGUGACAGAGGGGAUCGCCUACACGCACUGCUGCGCCAACCCUGUGAUCUACGCCUUCGUCGGCGAGAGAUUCCGGGCACAUCUCCACCACUUUUUCCACCACCAUGUGGCUGUGCGCCCAGGCAAAUGCGUCCAAUUUCUUAACAGCAAGAGAUCAGAAAGAGGCAGCACUACUUCCCCAUCAUCAGUGGAGCAGGAACUCUCUGCUAUAUUUUAG